Molecule: messenger RNA, 652 nt
Organism: Perca fluviatilis (European perch)
Lineage: Eukaryota; Metazoa; Chordata; Actinopteri; Perciformes; Percidae
Gene: dmac1
Product: distal membrane arm assembly component 1
Exons: 2
Coding region: 224-499 (91 amino acids)
Source: RefSeq, a predicted model, not a curated record
AACCCGGAAACACAUUAUAAAUCCGACCUUCCUGCAGCCAGCAGCAUGAGGAGGACCAGAGAUCCACUUCAGUUGUAACUUUGCCCUUCAUGUGGACCAAUUAUUUAAACGUAUGAGGACGAUUUCUAGAAACGGACUCUUGUUUAUGUUUUCAUGUUUGUCUGGCGCUCCAAACGUAACGUUAUACCAGAAAGUGUAUUAGCAUUAGCACACAGCUAGUGCAAUGUCAACUGCACCAGAGGCACCGACAGGAGGAGCCGAUGCCCCCGUGUCUAAACCCAGCCAGAUGUUUAAGAGCUGCUGGAGCUGUCGGCUCAUCUCUGGGGGGGGUUUGAUCCUGUCCGGAGCUUAUGUGUUCAAUGCAGCCCGGAGAGUGAUGCGGCAAGGUGCACCUACCUCUGUUGGCACAGUGGCACAGAUUACAUUUGCUGCUAGUCUGGCUGCAUGGGGAAUUGUUAUCAUCGCUGACCCGGUAGGAAAAGCGCAAAGGAAGACGUGAAGCCUGCUUAGAAAUUCAUAGCAUCAUCAAUGGCUAGCUCAAACGUGGACAAAAUUAAUGUACAAUAUAUGACACAGAAGAAGCUGAUCUUGAGUCUGUAGUAAAGCUAUGUUGCGUUUGCAUUAUUAUGACAGUAAAAAGCAUCCGAUUUGA